GCCCACAAGUCACCAAAAUGCCUUUUCUUGUGGGAUUAAACAAGUAUGUGUAUACCUUUCUCUUCUUGUUUCAGUGUCUCAAUUUAAAAUGGUGAAUUACUCCUACGAUGAAGAUCUGGAGGAGCUUUGCCCGGUGUGUGGAGAUAAAGUGUCUGGGUACCAUUAUGGGCUCCUCACCUGUGAAAGCUGCAAGGGGUUUUUUAAGCGAACAGUCCAAAAUAACAAAAGGUACACAUGUAUAGAAAACCAGAACUGCCAAAUUGACAAAACACAGAGAAAGCGUUGUCCUUACUGUCGAUUUCAAAAAUGUCUAAGUGUUGGAAUGAAGCUGGAAGCGGUAAGGGCCGACCGAAUGCGUGGAGGAAGGAAUAAGUUUGGACCAAUGUACAAGAGAGACAGGGCCUUGAAGCAACAGAAAAAAGCCCUCAUCCGAGCCAAUGGACUUAAGCUAGAAGCCAUGUCUCAGGUGAUCCAAGCUAUGCCCUCUGACCUGACCAUUUCCUCUGCAAUUCAGAACAUCCAUUCUGCCUCCAAAGGCCUACCUCUGAACCAUGCUGCCUUGCCUCCUACAGACUAUGACAGAAGUCCCUUUGUAACAUCCCCCAUUAGCAUGACAAUGCCCCCUCAUGGCAGCCUGCAAGGUUACCAAACAUAUGGCCACUUUCCUAGCCGGGCCAUCAAGUCUGAGUACCCAGAUCCCUAUACCAGCUCGCCUGAGUCGAUAAUGGGCUAUUCCUAUAUGGAUAGUUACCAAACAAGCUCUCCAGCAAGCAUCCCACAUCUGAUACUGGAACUUUUGAAGUGUGAGCCAGAUGAACCUCAAGUCCAGGCCAAAAUCAUGGCCUAUCUGCAGCAAGAGCAGGCCAACCGAAGCAAGCACGAAAAGCUGAGCACAUUUGGCCUUAUGUGCAAAAUGGCGGAUCAAACCCUCUUCUCCAUUGUUGAGUGGGCAAGGAGUAGUAUCUUCUUCAGAGAACUUAAGGUUGAUGACCAAAUGAAGUUGCUUCAGAACUGCUGGAGUGAGCUCUUAAUCCUCGACCACAUUUACCGACAAGUGGUACAUGGGAAGGAAGGAUCAAUCUUCCUGGUUACUGGGCAACAAGUGGACUAUUCCAUAAUAGCAUCCCAAGCUGGAGCCACUCUCAACAACCUCAUGAGUCAUGCACAGGAUCUAGUAGCAAAACUUCGUUCUCUCCAGUUUGAUCAACGAGAGUUCGUGUGUCUGAAAUUCUUGGUGCUCUUUAGUUUAGGUGCCCCAGCUAGCCCCAAAACACCUGUUUUACCUGUGGUUGAGGAUGAAAUCAUACCAGGACCACCACUGAAAGCUGAGCCCAAGUCCUAA
Molecule: messenger RNA, 1342 nt
Organism: Carlito syrichta (Philippine tarsier)
Lineage: Eukaryota; Metazoa; Chordata; Mammalia; Primates; Tarsiidae
Gene: NR5A2
Product: nuclear receptor subfamily 5 group A member 2
Exons: 6
Coding region: 89-1342 (417 amino acids)
Biological process (GO): tissue development; hormone-mediated signaling pathway; regulation of transcription by RNA polymerase II
Cellular component (GO): RNA polymerase II transcription regulator complex
Molecular function (GO): zinc ion binding; nuclear receptor activity; RNA polymerase II cis-regulatory region sequence-specific DNA binding
Source: RefSeq, a predicted model, not a curated record